GGCGUUGUUUGGCGGCUUCGGUACGGAGCUCUCAGCUUGUCAAAUCCCCAGUUCCGCACGCCGGCCGGUAACAAGUAGCUUUAGCACGCAUUCUCCCGUUCAGAUAUGCCUUCCAACGUCGAAAUCAAGGCGCGUCUUGAGGACUUUGACGUAUUCCACACUCUGUUCAAGAAGGUCUACCAGCCUAAGGAGGAUGAGUGUACGACGCUCGAGCAAUGUGACACGUUUUUCAAAUGCACCAACGGACGCCUCAAGCUCCGCGAGAUCAAAUGUGAGGGUAAGGAGUCCUCCGAGCUGAUCUUCUAUGACAGGAAUGAUGUUGCCGGCCCCAAAAAGAGUGACUUCGUUAAUCAUCGUGUUCAAGAAGAUCCGGCAAGCCUAAAGGAUGCCCUUUCCAAGGCUUACGGAACGCGAGGAGAAAUUAGGAAGAUCCGACUCCUCUACAUAGUCGACCAAACUCGAAUUCACAUCGACAAGGUCGAAGGCAUUGGUCAAUUCAUGGAACUCGAAGUCAUGCUUCGUGAUGGCCAGACAGUGGAAGAAGGCCAAAAGGUCGCUGAGGAAAUCAUGGAAAAGCUUAACAUUACGUCCGAUAUGCUUAUUCAGGGCAGCUACAUUGACCUCGCGGCCGAUGCUGCUAUUAAGGAAAGCACUGCAAAAUCCGAAGAGAAGCCUGCCGCUGCUCACGACGAUAAAGAGAUGGUAGAAGUCAGCGAGCCGCCUAACGAUGCCGACAAAACCAAGGCGACACCAAGUGAGAGCAAGCCUUCGGCAGAGCCAAAUGAGGCUAAGGACACGAAUGAAGAAGGAUCUAAGGCUAAGUCUGAAGAGGUGAAAGAAACUAAAGACGUCGAAAAGCCUGUUGCCGAUGAGGCAAAAGCGGAGGUUAAGCCAGCGAGUAAUGGCGAUGCCGCUGAAGCUAAGGCCCAGAAUGGAGACGAUAAGGAGGGGGACAAAGACGCUGAAAAAAUGGAGACCGACGAAGCAGCGCCGGAGAAGGCCGUUGAGAAGGCUGCUGAUACGCCCGCCAACGAGGUGGCUGUUGACGCCAAUACUGAAGCCUAGAGAAGAAACUAUUAGGACGACCAAUGCCCUCUAAUGCUGCCCAUCUCUUAAAUAAGCAGUUGGAUAGUAGCUGAUUAUCAAAUCUGUAUCACUCCACAUGACGUAGGGGCAUAGUACAGUCUCGCACGCAAGACUGAAGCACAUCAUAGCAGAUAUUUAUAAUAGGUGGCACGACAACAAGAACAUUGUAACCACAACAAAAAGGCGACAAACAAUUAAUCCAACUGUAUACAGGAGUCAAGUCAUGUUUGGAGAUGGCCUCGUUGAGAACAAGCGAAAUAUUUGGCAUCAGGCCCAAGCAUAACUUGACUCUAAAGCCGAAACAGGGACGCAAGAACUCCAAUUUUUAUUUUUGGAAUUUUAGAGUCCGUGUUCGUUUUUAUUUUGCCAAGUACUAUUAUUACUACAAUACCUUUCACUAACUUUGCUCUAGAUUUUCUGCUACUACAAUUUUCAAAAUGAUCUGCGGAAAAGUACGCGCGUCAGUUUAUCCUACGUAUAUAACUCUAUACAUAUAUAAUUAUGCUAAAUGCACUACUCAUAGGCUAGUAGAAGUAUAGCAGACGGCAAGGGGGACAGAGAGAGAAAUAAACACAUUUUUUUACUUUUUUCGCGUAACAAUAGUAAUAAUAAUACUGUCAUCAUAAUCAAUCAAAGAAGGCGGCCUACCUGUAAAGAAGACUACUUCACGCUAUCUCAACAAAAAGCGUGCCCUCAAAUGCUGAGGGCAGGCUAGCGGAAAUGAGUAAAUGAUCGACUGAUUGAACAAACAAACCUACUAGGACCAAACAAACACAAUAAGCCCAUAGUGAGGACAUAAGCAGGACGAUCAAGGGUAUACAUAAAUACACACAUAUACAUACAUAUACUUACAUCUAUUAAAGUAAAUAGGACUUUAACAACACGCAUUUCCAAAGAGCUCCCCCCACUGGUACAAUAUUCAACAUGCUAUGAUCCCGUGGGAAUGCUAAUAACUAGCGGUAAAGUAAUAAUCACAGUGACGAACAACAAUAAUGUGGCUAGGCGUUAAAGUGUCACGCGUACCGAAAGUGUACGCCAAACGCACACAUGAAACUAGAAACACGAAUGAACUUAGUGUACACAUUCACGCACAGUUGAUAUCAGUAUAUUACUGCGAUAGUGAUAUAGCAAUUAACUGAACGUUGAUUAAUUCAACACAAGGCGACCGUAGUCAAACGGUAGUACAAACGGCAACUGUAUUAUUCCGUGCCGCUCCGACGAUAGCGUAGAUUAAGUUAAUAAAAAUAACAUCAAUGGUUAGGAACAACAAAAGUAAUAGCAGUCUAUGAACCGUACUUCGUUCUAGAUUUUUUGGCAUAUACACACAUAAAAUAUCAAUAGCAAACUGAAUCAAUUUUAUCAUUACCACUUCUCUACUUCGACUUCUAUUGCUAGUUAAUUCCGAAGGAAUAGGAAGUCGUCACAAGAAAUCAGCCGUGUUAUAACUUUCGUCUUCUUUUAAGCAUACGCACAUUCUGAAGACAAAAAUUAAGGUAUGUACAAGUAUGCGGUAGACACUCGUAGUGGCGGGGAACAAAAAAAACGAAAGAAAAGUCGAACGACAGACAAACGUCUCUUUGGUACGUAACAACACAUUAAGCGUGAUUUCCGCUUCAAGUAUCAUAAACAUAAUAAAUAACUAUAAUAAAUGAUCAUGAUGAAUAUAAAUAUCAACUUGUGUGAAUUUGAUGAAUCUCAAUAAAACAAAAUGGGAUAUCCUUCAUAUUUUAUACGAUCCGUCGA
Messenger RNA from Varroa destructor (honeybee mite), 2829 nucleotides. RefSeq lists its product as uncharacterized. Lineage: Eukaryota; Metazoa; Arthropoda; Arachnida; Mesostigmata; Varroidae. The record is from RefSeq and is a predicted model, not a curated record.